AUGAAGGAAUUUAUGACUGAUAAAUUAGACAACCGGGAUCUCUUAAAAAUGAAAAAACUUAUGCUUAUAAAAAAGAGAAUCUACAGACUGGGAAAAAUGUCUUUGAAACUUUGUUCUUCUUUUUUGAAUUGGAGCAUUUCCUUUGAAGAGAAACUCCUUGUUUCCUGGAAUGAGUACCUCAGUUGUAAAAUGCUGGCUCCUGGGAGCCCCAGUGUGAAUACUUCCUCCUUCCUGCUCACUGGAUUUUCUGGCCUUGAGCACCAAUAUCCCUGGCUCUCCAUCCCUUUCUCCUCCGUCUAUGCCAUAGUACUUUUGGGAAAUUGCAUGGUGCUCCAUGUGAUCUGGACUGAACCAAGCCUACACCAGCCCAUGUUCUACUUCCUGGCCAUGCUGGCCCUCACUGACCUAUGCAUGGGCCUCUCCACAGUGCACACAGUGCUGGGCAUCCUGUGGGGGCUCAUUCAAGAAAUCAGCUUAAAUUUUUGCAUUGUUCAGUCCUAUUUUAUUCAUGGUCUGUCCUUCAUGGAGUCCUCUGUCCUCCUUACUAUGGCCUUUGAUCGCUAUAUUGCCAUUUGCAACCCACUGCGUUAUUCCUCCAUCCUGACUAACUCCAGGAUUAUCAAAAUUGGGCUCACCAUACUUGGAAGGAGUUUCUUCUUCAUUACACCUGCCAUCAUCCGUCUGAAACUCUUUCACUAUUGCCGUCCCCACAUCCUCUCUCAUUCUUUCUGCCUGCACCAGGACCUUCUACGUCUAGCCUGCUCAGAUAUUAGAUUCAAGAGCUACUAUGCCUUGAUGCUGGUCACCUGCACACUGUUGUUGGAUGCUGUACUUAUCCUCAUCUCCUACAUCUUGAUUAUUAAAUCAAUUCUCGCAAUUGCCUCCCAGAAGGAGCCUAAGUCAUUUCAGACCUGCAUCCAUGUCUGUGGUGUCCUUGUGUUUUACAUCCCUGUCAUCAGCCUAACAAUGGUGCACCGUUCUGGCAAGCACCUGUCCCCUGUUGUCCAUGUCCUGAUGGGCAACAUCUACAUCCUUUUCCCAUUGUUGAUGAAUCCCAUCAUCUACAGUGUCAAGACCCAACAGAUUCGUAGGAGAAUACUCAAACUAUUUUCUCUAAAAUUACGCUGA
Orycteropus afer afer is the source of this 1128-nucleotide messenger RNA. RefSeq names its product olfactory receptor 51V1-like. Lineage: Eukaryota; Metazoa; Chordata; Mammalia; Tubulidentata; Orycteropodidae. Gene Ontology annotation, biological process: G protein-coupled receptor signaling pathway. Gene Ontology annotation, cellular component: membrane. The record is from RefSeq and is a predicted model, not a curated record. Gene Ontology annotation, molecular function: olfactory receptor activity; G protein-coupled receptor activity.